AUGGUUUCAAUUUUGAAUAAUUCAGAAAACAUUUAUUUUCUACUUCAGGUCUCUCCAAUUGUACAAAUCCAUACUCUUAGAGCAAAUGUGAGAUAUAGAAUAGGUCCAGAAGAUGGAAUCACAGACGUUGAUAUUUCAUAUCCUGACCCACCAGCUUGCAUAACCACAAGUUUUGAUCUAUGGAUCAAGAACGAGGAUCGUGAAUUUAGAUUAACAAGGAAAGGAGAUAACAACCAAACAGAAGGAUGCAAAUACUUUUACAAGGAUUGUGUUACAGGAUCUUAUUUGCCAAUUCCAAUAUUCCCAGACAUCAUUGUGGUUUCUUCUGGUACAAAAUUAAGGGUGAUGACAUCCCAACCGAAUGAGUGUAAUAUUGCGUUUGUGUUAAAAACCCAGGAUGUUUCUGAUUUGGUAGGGUCAAAAAUUAUGUUCAACACUGAAAUCCAAGCUUACAAGGUUAAUUCCAAAGAAAAUUCACAGAAAAUGAUUACAGAUGGGAUUUCCACAUCAACAAGUCAGUAUAGAGAUAAACACGAAAAAAAAGCUCAAGGUGACAUAGGGAAAAGCUACUUAGUUUUUACUGAAGCUUCACUUGGGAAAGGAGGUAAUGGAGAAGUAUUUUUAGGUCUGAAUAGAGAAACAUUUGAAUUUGUUGCUGUUAAAUCGGAAAUGUCAGGUUCUCUCUCUAGGGAAGCGGAUUAUUUGGAGAAAUGUAAAAGUGAUUAUGUUGUAAGGAAAUUAGGCUGGUUCCAAAAUAGAACUGAUAACAGAGAAUAUUUAAUUAUGGAAUUAUUUCAUGGAGGAACAAUACGUCAGCUAUUGAGAUUUAAAUAUAAAAAUGGCCUUCCAAUCAAUUCUGUGAGAAACCUAAUGUAUACUUUAUUGGUUGGAAUAAGUCAAAUGCAUUCUAAAGGAGUGGUUCAUAGGGAUUUGAAGACGGCCAAUUUGAUGUUAACUGAUGUUGUACGUGAUAUAGAUACAUGCAAUUCUCAAAUGAAAAUAUGUGAUUUGGGUAACUCUGGAAUAUCUAUUGGAGGAAGACUUAAAGGACAUUGUUGUACAUGUUUUGCUACAGCUCCUGAAGUAUAUUUAAACAACGAUUAUGAUGAGAAAGUUGACAUGUGGUCUAUUGGAACCAUUCUGUAUGAAUUGAUUACAGGGCAGAGAUUGAUUGAAUGCAAUCAUCAAAUCCAUUGUAAUGCAAAUGAAAAGAUACUUAGAUUUGAUUUUUCUAUUGUUGAAAAAAAAAUCAAAGAACAUGCCUCAGCAAAUUAUGCUUUUGGAGAUCUAAAUUGGAUAGAAGAUGUAAUUGAUUUAUUAAGAAGGUUAUUAGAAAAAAGUCCUUCGAGAAGGAUUUCUGCUCAAGAAUCUUUGUCCCAUCACUUUUUUUCAAAUUACCAACCUACAAAUAUAGAUAACUCUUGGAAAUGUACAACAAGAUUACAUUUAAUCAAAAUACUAGAUGAAAAUAUCCCAGUUCAGCACGAGUCAGAGGAAGCAAAUACAUAUCUACCAAAUUGUAAAUGUUGUUCAAAUCAAAUCAGCAUAAAUCAUAAAUUCAAUUAUUCUAUCAACUCAGCUUCAAGGAUAUCAACAGGUUGUUUUCCAAGUUUGAACACAUUCUAUACAUAUUGUACUUGGAAAAAUCCAAUUGCAGCAGUUUCCUUAAACAAAUCUCAGGUCGGAAAUGAGAAAAUUAAUAAGCAAUCAAUAAGAAAUUCUAUCAUUCACAGAGGUCAAAUUCUAAAUAAUAAUGGUAAUAAUAAUAACAUUUACAACGAGCAAAACAUGAAUACUCAGAAUAGAUAA
Molecule: messenger RNA, 1809 nt
Organism: Cryptosporidium ubiquitum
Lineage: Eukaryota; Apicomplexa; Conoidasida; Eucoccidiorida; Cryptosporidiidae
Product: protein kinase
Exons: 1
Coding region: 1-1809 (602 amino acids)
Biological process (GO): protein phosphorylation; mitotic DNA damage checkpoint signaling
Cellular component (GO): cytoplasm; nucleus
Molecular function (GO): protein serine/threonine kinase activity; ATP binding
Source: RefSeq, a predicted model, not a curated record